Messenger RNA from Carcharodon carcharias (great white shark), 1502 nucleotides. RefSeq names its product parkin RBR E3 ubiquitin protein ligase (gene prkn). Bases 120 to 1502 code for a protein of 460 amino acids. The record is from RefSeq and is a predicted model, not a curated record. NCBI's taxonomy places the organism in Eukaryota, Metazoa, Chordata, Chondrichthyes, Lamniformes, Lamnidae. Gene Ontology annotation, molecular function: ubiquitin protein ligase activity; zinc ion binding; ubiquitin conjugating enzyme binding. Gene Ontology annotation, cellular component: cytoplasm; ubiquitin ligase complex; cytosol. Gene Ontology annotation, biological process: regulation of apoptotic process; ubiquitin-dependent protein catabolic process; positive regulation of proteasomal ubiquitin-dependent protein catabolic process. The transcript has 17 exons.
GGCGCAGAAUGACCCGGCCUGCAGGCUUUGACUAUAAGACGUACAGUUGACUUGGCAUAAAAUUCGGCUCUGCCCAAAUUACAAGACCAUCCCCUCAUAGAGCUGAAGUAAUCAAAGAAAUGAUCGUUUUUGUUAGGUUCAGUUCAAGCCCUGGAUUCCCAGUGGAGGUUGAUGCAAAUGCCAGCAUCUUCCAGCUUAAGGAGGCAGUUGCUAAGAGACAAGGAGUUCCAAUUGAUCAGUUGUGCGUGAUCUUUGCUGGAAAGGAGCUGAGGAAUGACUUGACACUGCAGAAUUGUGGCCUGAUGCAACAAAGUACUGUUCAUGUGGUGCAGUAUAUUUCUCAACCAACUCAAAGACCAUCUAGUGAUUCAAGCACUGGAAUUCUAAUGAAAAGAAAUGGAAGAGAAGUAGCCACAAAUCAGGUGGAUCUCAGCACAUCAGCCUUUCCAAGACAUCAUACAGAUCUCAAGACUGUCCUGGAAAAUGAAGACCAAGAUCUCCCGAGUGGACCAGGACCCACUGAAGCUAGACCUUACAGCAGAUUUUAUAUCUAUUGCAAGACAAUGUGCAAAGCAGUGCAGCCUGGGAAACUAAGAGUACGAUGCAGUACGUGUCAACAAGGAACAUUAACUUUAACCAGGGACCCAUCCUGCUGGGAGGAUGUUCUGGAAAGAAAUAGGAUAACUGGUGUGUGUCAAACGAAAGACUGUGAUGGAACUGUUGCGGAGUUUUACUUCAAAUGUGGAAAACAUCCAACCUCUGAGAGUGACACCUCAGUGAUUUUGAACUUAAUUACUCCAAACAGGCAAAACAUCCCAUGUAUAACCUGUACUGACACUGUUGAUCCAGUGUUGAUAUUUCCUUGUGUGGAUCGACAUGUUAUAUGCUUGGAUUGUUUCCAUUUAUACUGUGUGACACGGCUGAAUGACCGGCAAUUUAUCCAUGACCCAAAACUUGGAUAUUCCCUCCCCUGUGUAGCUGCCUGCCCAGACUCACUGAUUAAGGAAGUACAUCACUUCAGAAUUCUUGGGAGCGACCAGUAUGAUCGUUAUCAGCGCUAUGGAGCAGAGGAAUGUGUACUACAGAUGGGCGGGGUACUGUGCCCAAGACCAGGCUGUGGAGCUGGCCUGCUUCCAGAUGCAGGCUUACGUAGGAUUGAGUGUCUAGUGCAAAAUGGAGUAGGCUGUGGGUUUGUUUUCUGCCGUGAAUGCAAGGAAGAGUACCAUAAGGAAGAGUGUAAUUCUGUUUUUGACAUAUCAGGGGAAACAACGCAGAAUUAUGUUAUCAAUCAGCAAGCUGCACAGCGAGCUCUCUGGGAAGAGGCUUCAAGACAAGCAAUCAAGGAAACAACUAAACCUUGUCCCAAGUGCCAAGUACCAGUGGAGAAGAAUGGAGGCUGCAUGCACAUGAAAUGUCCCAGAACUUCUUGCCACUUUCAGUGGUGCUGGCUGUGCAGCAAGGAGUGGAAUUGUGAUUGCAUGGGAGACCACUGGUUUGAGUAA